This is a messenger RNA of Penaeus indicus, 1310 nucleotides long. Its product is annotated as probable E3 ubiquitin-protein ligase HERC4. The coding region runs from base 225 to 1310 and encodes 361 amino acids. NCBI's taxonomy places the organism in Eukaryota, Metazoa, Arthropoda, Malacostraca, Decapoda, Penaeidae. The record is from RefSeq and is a predicted model, not a curated record. The transcript has 9 exons.
UUUUUUUUUUUUUUCUGAACUGAGGAAAUUUCUUGUUCCUUGAAUGGGGUGUGAACACGUGCCAUCCACGACUAGGUCCAAUAUAUUACAUUAUUCUAAGUACGAUUAAAUGCAUUACAGUUCUUCAUUCAGGUGAAGCCCAGGUUGAACCAGUUACAAUUACAAAUACACUUCUCAUCUGCUAAUGAUGAAUAGCCAAAUGGGACAUCCGAUAUUGGUAUAGUAUGCUGGAUAGGAACAUCAAACCGUACAUCUAUUCUGUCCAUGGAAAGGAAAUGUGUACUAGUAUCCAACCAAUGUACUGUUGGGGGUCAACAGUGAAUGGAGAGCUGGGGGUUGGCGCCCCUGAGGUGGAACAGCUGACACUUCCGACUGUCAUGGACUUUGCAGAGUCUUGGAAUGUCAGACAAGUGGCCUCAGGACUGACACACUGCCUAAUUCUGACGGAAGAGGGGUCAGUGUAUUCGUGCGGCAACAAUGAACUAGGGCAGCUCGGACACAACAAUAUCACCAGAAAGCCAGAGCUCGUUGACAACCUAGAAAACUACAGCAUAGUGCAAGUCGCUGCCGGUGACCAGCACUCGAUCGCUCUCACGUCAUGGGGCUUGAUUUACGCUUGGGGUGAGAAUGGCUUUGGCCAGCUGGGUCUGAAUUCAACUGAGCCGCACACUUCCGUCCCAAAGCUGGUGAAGAGUCUGGCGCGCAAACAGGUGAUCCAGGUGGCCUGUGGAUCCAGUCACACACUGGCUCUCACUUCAGGUGGGGAGCUCUAUGCCUGGGGCUCCAACUUAUCAGGUCAGCUGGGACUCGGCCACAGGGAAGGACCCCAGAAGGACCCCAUCCUAAUCAAGGCCCUGCUAGGAGUCCCCCUGGUGCACAUCACGGCCGGUGGGCAGCAUUCAGCCGCGCUCACCCAGGCUGGCUUCCUUCUCACUUGGGGUUCCAACAAGUACGGUCAGCUGGGAUUCUCCUCCAACAAGGAUGACUUGUAUUGUAAUGUACCAACACCUGUACCCAAUCUAGCCACGUACUCAGAACCUUUACGUUAUGUAUCGGUGGGAGAGGGACACACUGCGGUUCUUGAUGCACACGGCAAAAAUAUUCCCCAGGGAGGUCCCUUAGGACUCAGAAAAUGUGGCCCAACCCUUUGGACAACUAUCUUAUCACCUACGCCAGCAUACUAUACCAUUUUAUCGGAUGUCCAAUUUGGCUAUUCAUCUUUAGCAGAUGUGAAGUGUAUUUGUAAUUUUAACUGGUUCAACAUGGGCCUUCACCUGAUGAAGACUGUCAAUGCAUUUAAUAGUACUUAG